Messenger RNA from Branchiostoma belcheri (Belcher's lancelet), 845 nucleotides. RefSeq names its product proline-rich transmembrane protein 1-like. Bases 243 to 743 code for a protein of 166 amino acids. Gene Ontology annotation, cellular component: membrane. NCBI's taxonomy places the organism in Eukaryota, Metazoa, Chordata, Leptocardii, Amphioxiformes, Branchiostomatidae. The transcript is spliced from 4 exons. The record is from RefSeq and is a predicted model, not a curated record.
GCUCCGUCACGCAUAAUUUCUCUUCCUGCUCAACGAGUCUAGUAGAAAACGGUGCCGCACACUAAACCGUCUAUAACAUACCUCCCGUAUUGUUUCUUGCGAUCCAGAGCUGUGUUCGCGACCUAGUUUCGGACCCCGUGUGUCACUACGGAUCAGAGACAAGUCUUUGUUCGAAGGAUUAUUGGUUCUUUGGUCUGGGAGAUAUUUUUUUUUUUGUCAGUGAAGGAUCGACCCCGUGAAACAUGGCCGCCGUUGCGCCUGACCCCAAAAUGGCCGGAAUGGAGAUGCAGCAGCAAGGGUACCCACCGCCGGGUGAGGCGCAGUACCAGCCGCCGCCGCCAGGGUACGCUGCGCCGCCGGGUUACGCCCAGCAGCCCGUGCAGCCCGGGUACCCCCAGCCUCUGCAGCCGGGGCAGCAGCAAACCGUCGUGGUGGCGGGGAUGCAGCCGACGAUGGUGAUCGUGGACUCCAAGCCAGCGGACCACUUCGGGUUCGCGCUCUUCACCUGUAUGUGCUGUUUCUGGCCGACAGGAAUCGUCGCCCUCAUCUUUUCCUGUCAGGUGGACUCCAAGUGGAACUCCGGUGACCGGGAAGGUGCGAAGUCUUCCUCCAGCAACGCAAACCUGUUCUCCAAGAUCAGCCUGGGCAUCGGCAUCGCCACCCUCAUCAUCGUCCUCAUCAUCAUACCCGUCUACUUCGUCGUCAUCCUCCCCGCGCAAAUCAUCGGCAGUGUCGUGGGGUAAACUAGGGACACCCAAAGCUAGCCUGGAGUCCAGCCUUGUUAGUUUUAGUCCGCUCCCCAAGAUCGCUACCCCACCAACGCCUAAUCUCCAAGCAGAUCCCUU